AUGUUUCUUCUCGACGCCCGUAGCCAGGGGCCGUUUCUUAUCGGGCUGAUUAUAAACGUCUUCCUAUACGGUGUCACCACGACACAAGUGCACCUGUAUUUCUCUAAGCACAAUAGAGAUAAGCUGUGGGUGAAGUCACUCAUAGUGGUGUUGUACUUGGCGGAAACAUUCAACUCUGCCAUCAGUACUUAUUACAUCUACGAUGUUCUGGUCAUUCACUUCGGUGCGGCGCUAUCAGCGGGGUGGUGCAAGAUUUUUUCGCAGUGGCGGGUAUAUAUGUUGACCAAGAACGUGUUCGUUGUGGCGGCUAUCGUUCUAUGUAGCCUGGUCAACCUGGCAGGCUCGGUUGCUGCCACCAUCAGUAUGGCCACCAGUCCCCGUUUUUCCAUGCUGCCAAACAUUGAGGCUGAAGUUGCGAUAUGGCGAGGUACGGCGGUUCUGGCCGACAUAAUUAUCGCCGCUUCGCUUGUAUGGCAUUUGAGAAGGCGCAAACACCUUUAUCCUGCACUUACCAGCACCAUCAAUCGAAUUCUCAGGAGAGUCUUAACGAGCAUCGUUGCUAUCAUAGACUUGGUCCAUCUGAUAUUCAGUAUGGCACUGUCGAAGAUAUACACAAACUGCAUGAUAUCCACUUUAAACGCUCGUGGAGGAUGGAAAUAUGACGAACCAUCAGGGGACGAAUCGGUUAUGCUCCAGGCGCGGAGUACGCAGCCGGAGGUGUUCGUGCAGCUCGAAGCACACCAGAUGAUCGAGAUGGGUGAUAAAUCCGGGCCAUAG
Pisolithus orientalis is the source of this 777-nucleotide messenger RNA. RefSeq lists its product as uncharacterized. The coding region runs from base 1 to 777 and encodes 258 amino acids. NCBI's taxonomy places the organism in Eukaryota, Fungi, Basidiomycota, Agaricomycetes, Boletales, Pisolithaceae. The record is from RefSeq and is a predicted model, not a curated record. The transcript has 9 exons.